AUGGAAGCACUCCUAUCUCUAGAUUUGUCUUCAAAUCAAUUGACAGGGGCUAUUCCACACCAAUUAACUAAAUUGACAUUUCUAAAGGUGUUGAACCUCUCGGGAAAUAAUCUUACUGGGGAAAUCCCGCAAAAAGGGCAAUUCAGCACUUUUGGAAAUGAGUCAUACUUGGGGAACCCGGCCUUGUGUGGACUUCCUUUGACGGAAAAAUGCAUGCAUGCAGUGUCACCAACUCAAGAAGUCGGAAAUGGUGAUACUGAUGAAGAUGACGAUGCUGAUGAUGAACUUAAUUGGGAAGCCAUCCUGAUGGGAUAUGGAUGUGGAUUGAUAUGCGGAUUGUCUUUGGGGUACAUUGUUUUCAAGAUAGGAAAGCCUUGGUGGUUUGUGAAAUACAUUAAAAUACUACAACUGAAAUUGAUGAAAACAUGCACAAAGCAUAGCAGACGAAAGACUUGA
This is a messenger RNA of Daucus carota subsp. sativus, 456 nucleotides long. Its product is annotated as receptor-like protein 9DC3. The transcript has a single exon. The record is from RefSeq and is a predicted model, not a curated record. Bases 1 to 456 code for a protein of 151 amino acids. Lineage: Eukaryota; Viridiplantae; Streptophyta; Magnoliopsida; Apiales; Apiaceae.